GUGUAUGCAUUGAUUAUAACCAACAAGGAAGUUAUACUAGUUAUCGGAAUAGGUCUCGUGCACAAGGAAGUCAUAUCGAGAUAACGAAAGACGUUAACUAGAAGCAGAAUAUGAGAAACCAUGGCGACAGCUAGUGAGACUGCCAUACCAGAGGCUGUGGUGGCCAUAGAUUUCGGUACGACGUACACUGGAUACGCCUACAGCUUCAAAAGCGAAUUCCAAAAGUCCAACGAUGCGCGAGAGAUUUUUCAUAAUAGCUGGAAUUCGAGUCUGGCGGGAAACCUUUCAAAGAAAGCACCGACUGUGGCUCUCUUCAAAGCAGAUUAUAAGUUUGACAGUUUUGGAUACGAGGCAGAGGAAAAGUACUCCGACCUCACUGAUCGAAAGAUACACCAGGAAUGGCACUACUUCAGUAGAUUUAAAAUGCAGCUUUUUGACAAGAAGAAUCUUACCCGGAACCUUGAGGUUAAGGACCAGCAAGGCAAAACAUUUCAUGCCUGCGCCGUGUUUUCGGAAAGCAUACGAUUCAUAAAAACUGCAGCGCUUAAAGAGAUAAAGGAAAGAAACCCCGUGGCAGAAGAGGACAUUCAUUGGGUACUCACUGUUCCCGCCAUCUGGAAUGAACCUGCGAAACAGUUUAUGAGGGAAGCAGCAGUAGAGGCCGGGAUUCCCGCGAACCAGUUGAUUUUAGCUCUGGAGCCCGAGGCUGCCGCCAUAUACUGCCGAACUUUGAAACGAGGAACGUUCAGUUGUGUUUCUGAAAAAAACGUGAAGGAAUUUCUCUCUGCAGGGGGUCGGUACAUGAUCCUAGACAUGGGAGGUGGGACUGUUGAUAUCGCAGUUCAUGAGGUUUCCGAUGACGGGAGGCUGAUCGAGAUUAUACCAGCUUCAGGAGGAGACUGGGGAGGAACCAAUGUUGACCAAUCCUUUCUCGACUUUAUCGAAACCAAAAUAGGAAAAGAAGAUGCUGAAAGAUUAAAACAGACAAAAACGUCUCACUGGAUCAAACUGGAAAAAAAUUUUGAGGUUAAGAAGAGGACAUUGAAAACGUCAACUGAAAAUGACAUUCGAGUCGAAAUUCCACCCGUUCUGAUUAUGGAAAGCAAGUUAGAUAUCAAGUUGUUUACCUCAUAUAAAAUGGACAUUUCCAAUAAAGAUUUCAAAGCCUUUUUUAAUUCUAAGGAUAACGUCAUACAUCACGUAAAGGACAUCUUGGGCCAGGUGGAAGGCGUCAACUUAAUAUUGAUGGUAGGAGGCUACUCUCAAUCCGGCUACGUGUCCAAUCAGAUAAAAGAAGCAUUCCCAGACCUCGUCGUUCUGAUUCCUCCGCAAGCCGAGGUAGCAGUCAUGGAAGGCGCGGUCAUGUUCGGGUUUGACCCAUGGACUGUGUCGGCAAGAAUGUGUAGGCAUACAUACGGGUUCCGCGUCAAUAAAUACUUCAUACAGGGGGAACAUGAUCAACAACACCGUAUAAAUGUUAAUAAUCAGGACUUAUGUGCCAACAUUUUCAGCAGGGUUGUGUCCAAGGGAGAAAUUUUAAAAAUCAACGAUAAACGGACAGAGAACAAUCUCCUAUCUCAACAUUGGAUGGAAGACAGAAAACUCAUGGAAAUGACCAUUCCCAUAUUUGCUUCCACAGAUGAUAAUCCUAAAUACACAACCGAUCCUAGCUGUCAGCAGAUUGGUAUCAUCAGGAUACAGCCUCCUGCGGAUGGAUGGCCAUCGUCAGUCAAAUACUGUCUUGAAAUCUACUUCGGUAGAACCGAGUUUGAAGUAAGAGUUUUCAAUCACGCCGAUAGAACAGAAUAUUCAUCCACAUUUGAUUUACUGGUAGAAAAGGAGAUCCCGCAUGUCCCUCAGCGUUCAUCUGGGGCGGGGGUUAAAACGACCUCUCGUUGUGUCAUCUCAUGAAAUGGUGAGAACUUGCUAGCCUCUGUCGAUGACAAAAUAGUCCAGAAACUGGUAGUUGAUAUGUACAUACAAUGAUUGCAAGUAUAAAAUUUGGAAAUUGAUUCAGUAUGCAAAGUAUUGUGUAAAUAGCUGUUAUAUUGGGGUGAUCGUUUAUUCAGAAUUUUGCAUCCACACAACAGGUCACGAAGAUGAUGCUUCGCAAGGGCUAUACAUCUGAAAUGGUAUAACUUUGACACAGUUGCACAGCAGUCCACCUGGUUCAAUUCGUACCUUUAGGUGAAGGUCAUUGAUUUCGCUCAUACCCCUGAUUCGUACAAUAUUUGACUUGAGAAAAUAAAAUCGUGUGUAUUUUUUCAUGUAACAGGACAAGACAAGAAAGCCCGUUAUUCUGCACUGACAAUCAUAGAAGUCGCAUCAUAUUAUUUUAUUAGGGAAAGCAGCACAAAUAAUGUUUCCCCGAACCUGCACAGUUGUCCCAUGUCGCUACACUAAAGUUCAAGGUCAUUUUAAGUGGUCAGUGCAACGGUCCUUGUCUGUACAUAAACGCCAAUGAUAACGUCAAAUAUUAUAUGUUCAUUUAUAUGUAGCUUUUCUGAAAGAAACGGUGAUCAGUUUUUGGAGACACGUUCCAUGGGUUUGAAUUCAAGUUCAAAAAGAAGCCUUAGAUGCACUGCAGAACUUUUAGAUCGAAAAUGUGUAUCAAGCAGUCGUGGACCAUCGCUUGACUAAUGACAUUGAAACGUUAACAAUUCCUGAAUGUUGAGGGAAAGUGCAAACCACAUCGGACGAGGUUCGUUUUAAACGCAUACGGUUUUUAGCUACAUCAAGGAAUGAUAGUAUCGAAUACAACAUUAAGGAAUGAUGGUAUCGAAUACAACACCAAGGAAUGAUAGUAUCGAAUACAACAACAAGGAAUGAUAGAAUCGAAUACAGCACCAAGGAAUGAUAGUAUCGAAUACAACAACAAAGAAUGAUAGUAUCGAAUAAACAACAAGGAAUGAUAGUAUCGAAUACAACAAUAAGGAAUGAUAGUAUCGAAUACAACAACAAGGAAUGACAGUAUCGAAUACAACACUAAUUGAUGCUGAUAGGCUAUAGUAAUGUUACAUAAGUUACAAAGUGUCACUAAAAUUUUAAACUAUCUGAAAACUGAUGGCCUGUUCCAGGAGACACGAGUCACCAUAGCCAAAUGUAGCUUGAAGCUGCCAUUUGUCUUUUACUCUUUCGUUUGUUUGAUGUCACUUUCAUUUUACAUAUUUUUCUCUACUAUAUAUUGGCUCCUGAAACCUCUCCUGUGUUGUUUGGCCGUUAUGUCUCGGCAUGUACAGUAAUAGUUAGAGUAUGGUUUUGUUUAGAGAAAGGUCGACACUUUCUCCGAGGAAACUUUUCAAGCAUAGACUUGAAAAACUGCAAAAAUAUUUCAACAGGUAUAUCAUUUAUUUCUUAAGUUAAGAUGAUUAUAAAUAGCACUAAAUCGCAGGCCGAAAUAUUAUUCUAUAUGUUGAGCUUGUUUAAACACUUCCGGCCUUUGUGCCUUGUGUGUCCAUACACCAGGUGAAAUCCAUUUCAUAGAUACCUAGGAUUAGAUAUGAUUAAUGCUGUUACUUGUAUGAAUUAAUACAUUGUGUGCCUUGGCAUACACACUCAUUGAAGAAAUAUUGAGGCAAUUUAAUAUUAAUUGCAGAUUUGUUUGACGUCACACGUGUAAUCAGAGUAUGUCUUGUUAGUUUAAAUUUCAAGUCUAGCGUUCAUUAUGAUAGCACCUCAACAUCCUUCUUACAUGUAGGUAUACAGUUUCUUCCAUCGGAUUAAAAUAAUAAGUUGCA
Messenger RNA from Mizuhopecten yessoensis (Yesso scallop), 3737 nucleotides. Its product is annotated as heat shock 70 kDa protein 12A-like. The transcript has 5 exons. Lineage: Eukaryota; Metazoa; Mollusca; Bivalvia; Pectinida; Pectinidae. The record is from RefSeq and is a predicted model, not a curated record. Gene Ontology annotation, molecular function: ATP binding; ATP-dependent protein folding chaperone. The coding region runs from base 121 to 1911 and encodes 596 amino acids.